Amphiprion ocellaris (clown anemonefish) is the source of this 11117-nucleotide messenger RNA. Its product is annotated as oxygen-regulated protein 1-like. Lineage: Eukaryota; Metazoa; Chordata; Actinopteri; Pomacentridae. Gene Ontology annotation, biological process: axoneme assembly; photoreceptor cell development; retina development in camera-type eye. Gene Ontology annotation, cellular component: axoneme. The transcript has 10 exons. The record is from RefSeq and is a predicted model, not a curated record. Bases 2741 to 10405 code for a protein of 2554 amino acids.
UAAAAGCUCGGAGUAUCAUCGUAGAUACGCCACGCUGGAGUAUUUUUUUCAUUCGACGGACACUUCUUCCUGUUUCAAAUGUUUUUUCCGAUCACUUCCGAUCACGAAACUGACUCAACCACUGUUCCAGUUUGGAUUUUUACAUAAUAUUGAAGGAGGAGAGAGGGACCAGACUAAGAGCGGUUAAAAAACCUCAAUGGAAUCAGCUACAUGGGAUGGCACCACCUAGCCCAUAUGAGGGAGACCAAGCUGCCUCAUGGAGCUCAGGAGAGGAACGCGCCAUUGUGCGUCUGGUGGCCGAUCCUUGUCCUGUGGGGACUGGUGGAGAACAGCCUGUCCAGACAAUAUGAGGACACCUGCAGGCCUGGAUGUUUGGUUCAGGUUCUUGCCAACCAGGCAGCAGACAUGGGUGACCACCUUGGUGUGCCGACCUUUGGGGCUACAGACUGGUUGUGGAGACGUGGAACAUCACCUCACUCGAGGGGAAGGAACCUGAUCUAGUCUGGAUUCCCUGUUGGCUCUGGACCUCUUUUCUUCGGAAGCAUGUAAGGAAAGGCAGCAAUGCUGGUAGUAACAAAGAACAUUGUGCAAUGUGACUAACUCACCAUCAUUAAUGACUAACUUCAAUUUAAAACCAGUACUGAAGAAAAAGGAAAAAGGAAAGUAACAGCGACUACUCACACUUACGGAUAAAUGUUUAAAAUACACAUCAAUAGAUGGUGAAAUUACUAAAAUAAACAUUUCAAAUUGCUGAAAAAACAAAAUGGUACAUAAAUUGCAAAACUGCUUUAACUAAUGGAUAAACAGUUGACGCUUACAAAGGAUGUUCCAAGCACUCAUUUAUUUAAUUAAAGAUUGGACGUCCAGGGAUGAAGCUGAUUCAUUUAAUACCAGUAAAACCAGUCCGGAGGUGCAGCAGCAGAUAAAUGUGGCUCAUUGUCUGUUGUUGUUUUUGUCUUUCUGUCGAUCUCUGAAUCUUCCACUGAGCACCUGUCCUCACUUCCUCGUUCCGAUGACUCCUGUUUGCUCCAUCCAUGAAAGAUUGGCUGGGAACAUCCUCUAUCCGAGAGGAAGCCGUGCUCUGUGAAAUUCACACCACUCUCCCCAUUUUGGGAAUCACCGCAAACAGUCCACUUCCAGUUUCCCCAGGAGCUGACCGGGGGUUCCUCCAUCUGCAGGUCCUGUCUCCUCCGAUGAGGCCCGGUCCUGUUUGUCCAGCCAGUUGCAGAAAUGGACCCAGAGGCUGAAAGGAAGUGGGGUUGUGUUGUUGUUUGCAGCCACCAGGGGUCAGCUGUGCACAGGACGACAUGAGGACUCCUUUAGAUUCAGACAACCAUCGCCAGUGAAAUUGAUGGAGGCAGUAACCUGAUUGUGAACUCUGAACAUCAGGAAAACUGGUCUUUAACGGCCCACAGAGACGAGUCAAACAGUGGGCGACUCACAUUCACCACAUCCUUUUGUUGUCCGGGUGAAAGAAAGUCAAGGCCAACUCGGUCACGGGAGCCUUCCUGAACCUCUGUCUGGUCGGGCUCGGCAGGAAUCCUUCCCUCCGUGGUUCACCUGAGAUAUUUUGACAGCAGCAAAUGACACAGUAUGAUAGAGUGUCAUCACUUUAUCCUUUCAUACUGAGCUGAAACCCAAUAACUUUUGUAUAUUCCUUUGAUUCCUUCACUUCAGCCCCCAGGUUUACUGUGGAAUGAAGUCAUCCCUUGUCCACUAAUCCCAUACAGAAAUAGACUCAGUUCAGUCCAGUUUUGGUAACUGUUAUGCAACACGAGAUAGUUCAUGGUUAAGGAUAUACAUGACCAGUUAAUACCCUCAGUAAUACGGUUCAACCUAAUCUACUGGACUCCACUACCCUUCUAAACUUAAUUGUAUUUCUAGAACACUAGCACUAUUUCAUUACAUGUGUAUUUUAGUGGCGGCUGUGAAAGUCUUUGUGCAUUUGCUAUUAUAAGAAUGUUCGAGUUAUUUUUAACUUUCUGCUCAUGCAGUGUGUGUGUGUUCAGAUCACACAGGGUCAGAGCAAGUGUUCAGAGACAAAAGGAAUCCAUGAUAUAAUUUCUGAAAUAAUAAUCUGAUUAUUUAGAGGUAAUAACCGGAUGUUUUUUUUCUCCUUCCAUUGAAAACAAGUGUUCCUCUCUGAGGGUCCUGAGAAUGAAGAGCCCCUUAAUCCUUAUUACCUAAAGUGGUCCUUAAUGAGAUUACAACCUGCACGAAAAUUACAAGUGGAUGGCUAUUUACCAUCUGCUGUCACUGAUAGAGAAACAUCUCUCACACCCUCUCACAUUUUAGUCUGUGCCGCUUCCUACUUCAGGCUCAAGGAAAAAAAAAACUGAAGCACUUCAAAUAUUGGUGAGAUUUUUGCCAUAGUUCCCCCUACAGCUGGCAACAUACACAUCAUCAGGUUAAAAUGCAUGCACAAAUGUGUUAGAGGCCCGUUGAUAUUAAAUAUAUAAUUAGCCAAAUAACUGUGUGGUCCUUGUUGAUCACUUCUUCGGCCUGCAGUGACAGCUCUGCCUGCGUCUGUGUGACACACCUUCCCCAAGAGGAUUUACAGGCGCUGCACUUGCAGUGUAGAUUAACUCUGAGCAAAGAUUAAGCAAAUUAACCACGAUGAUGCCUCCCGAAAUACACUGUUACUGUGCAGUUCGUUCAAUGGCCGUCAUGAUGUAGAACACGGAAUAACGGUUCAUGGAUUCUUUCAAGACUUUUGUGAUGCCAACGAAGCCAGUCAACGAUGAUGAAUGAAACAGGGCUUCGCAGGAUCCUCCCUGAACAGUAUUCAGGGAGUGGGCACACUUUUGGCACCUCACGCCACCCAAGCAUCAUCGACCCCAUCCUCUCAAAGCGGGUCUGCUUCUACAAAAGUGGCGACCCUCAGUUCAACGGUCUGCGCCUGGUCAUCAACAACCGCACCUUUAAAACCUUUGACGCCCUCCUGGACAGCCUCUCUAAGAAGGUUCCCCUGCCGUUCGGGGUGAGGAACAUCACAACUCCUCGGGGCGUUCACGCGAUCAACACUUUGGAUGAACUCGAGGAUGGAAAAUCCUACAUCUGCUCUGACAGCCGCAAGGUAAAACCUAUAAAUCUGGCCCUGGCCAGGAAGAAGCUGCCACCUUGGUACCACGCCAGACCUGUUAGUUCACGUCGGCGCACUGUGCAGCAGGCCAGGUUCUUCCCAGGUCGGAGCCUCCAUAAGCAGGAGCAGGUGCUUGUGCGAACCCCAAAGAGGCUGCUGGUGUUUUGCAAUGGAGACCCCACCAUUAAACACACUGUGGUGCUUAACAAGAAGACCACACCGAGCUAUGAGGCUAUUCUGGAAUAUAUCUCGGCACUGAUGCAGUUCCAUGUGUUGAAACUACACACUCCUGAUGGCAGACGUGUUGAUGGUCUUCCAGGCUUGAUACUGUGUUCUGGGACUGUUGUGGCUGUAGGCAGGGAGCCUUUUAGACCCGCAAUCUACUCUGAACAGAAAUCACCAGCUCCAAAAUGGCUGCACACCAACCGAAUGGCUGACAGAAGACAAAAGGCUUUGAACCUUAAAAAGAAGUCUCUUUCAUAUUCUUCAAAGUCAAGGAAUUUCUCCCCUUCAUCUGAGAGGUACAUCGUUCAUCAGAUUCACAACAGAAUCGCAGAGAGUUCGUGUGAAAUACCCAGCAAUCCCACUAACUCAGUCGAGUUUGAGUCCAGUCGUAUACUGGAGUCAGUAUCGGAGACGGAAGAAGACAUCUGCCUCGACAAUGGAGCUGACGGACAGAUCUGCUCGCUGCCCAGCGAGGAUGAUAUUGAAAAGUCCUUUCGGGUGAAUCAGGACGGAAGCAUGACAGUGGAGAUGAAGGUGCGGCUGACAAUUAAGGAAGAGGAAACCGUCCACUGGACGACCACCCUGUCACGCUCCAGUGUAGCCAGUCAGCUUAAUGCAGCCUGUUUACCAGAGCCUGAGGCAGAGCAGGAGAUCUGCUCACUGAAAUCCACCUCACUGGAUUUACAAAGUCCUUCUUCUUCCAUAGACACCAUCAACAAAGACAAAACUAAAGACAACAACGAUGAGGAUCCACCAUCGCCGAGCAACGGAGCUUUCAGUGAGAGUGGUACCGAAGAGGAUGAGAUCAAAAGCCACACCGAUGUGGCGUCUCCCACAAGAGCUCCUACCCCAGGACACAAACAAAUUAGCACAAAGGAAGCCUCUGUGGAGAGCAUCAAAUCGGUGACGGCGGGUGAGAUUCAGGAGGGAAUGAUUGAGUCUUAUUCUUACAGAGAACAGACAGAAAAUAGAACCAUGACAGAGCAAUACUGCAUGAUCAAACAGAGCAGCACCAGACCAGUACCCAAACCUAGAAGACUUGGCUCUGUGGACACCAACAGCAGAAAUGUCUCUGCAUUCAAAUCAGCAGGAAUAAUGCAGAUUGAAUCCAGUGGAGAGGAGGUCACUGAAACUGUCUUACACAUAUACGAGCAACAGACCUGCCAGGACAAUUUCCUUGCAAACGUUUGUACACACAGUGUGUCUGCUUCUGGGAUUACUUUCAGUAGACCGGCGACUGCCGAAACAGGACAUUUUUCCUCAAGUAAUGAAUUUGAACCCGAGCCCUGGAGACCCUCAACUGCCUCUGAGUCCAUUAAUAUCUGGAGGGCUGAGAGUGUGUCGGCAACAUCAGAUUUAAACUUGCCAUCAUUGAAGACUGCUGCAAUUCAAGCUGCGAAUAAACAGCAACAAUUCCAAAACUCCACAAAAAGCCAAAUCAAGCCCCAAGAAAAAAGGGUAUCCCCAAAACCCAAGGUGAUCAAUAAACAUGUUCGACGGCUUUUGACACCAGGGAAAAAACAAAAAGAGAAUUCGACAAGAGCAACAGAGUCACGGAAGAAAGUAAGGACUCCUCCAACUUUCUCCAGUGCUGGGUUUAUUAAGAGAAUUUACGGAAAUAAAUUUAAAUCAGCAAAAACUAUGAAAAGGCUAAAAAAGAGGCAGGCACAAAACAGGGAUGCUACAACAAAUAGUCCACAAGUGGCAGAUGAUGCAAUAGAAAGUGUGGCUAAAGCCAAAAACAAACCACUAGCACUGAAAGAAAACACAACUGAGAGAGCUUCUUUUGAAUCAAACAGGUUGGGUGUUGUGGUAACCCAACCACGACGAGUACUGACACGGCAGACAUCAAUGCACAUGGAGAAAAAGAGUGAAAGUGAGCCUCGUGAUAUUAGUGAAAGCAUGUCACUGCCUGCUUUUAACUCCUUCACUUCUGGUACUAAUGAAUAUGUAGAGAACUGGCUGGAGAAAUCCCAUCUUGACCCUCCGUCCUAUCUAAAUGAGAAAAGUAAAAAAAUUGAAGAAGUGACAGAAAAUGGCGGAUGUGUUGAGUCUGACAAGAAGCAUGGCUUGAUCACCGUGGAAGAAAAGGUGAAGUGUUUGGAGGAGACAUCGGAAACAUGUCCAACUUUUGAACCACCACCUGAGAAUCUUCCGGGGAUGUCUGUGAAACUGAGGGUCCAGUCUUUUGAAAACAAAUCAGCAGAGAAAUCCACAGUCAGUCAGCAAAUUCUUUGUAAUGAGACAACUACAGCAAAUACAGACCAUCGCAGGAGCUUAUCUCAGAAAAAUACUGAAGAAAUAAAGCCUCUUUCAAAUGGCAUCUGUUCCCAAAUGAUUCCACCAACUAGCAAGACCUCAACAGAAAUGCCAUUAGAUGGUGAAGUGGAAUAUAAAUCAACCCCAGUCAAAAUCUCAUUUCAAAAAGCUACACCUACCAAUACUCUUUCAAUGGAGCUACCACCACCUCCACCUGAGCUAUCAGACACUGAAUACUGCAUGAGCGAUGUAUCGUCAGUGGCCAGCAGCUCAUUAGACAAAGACUCAUCCUUGAACAGUGAAAGAACAGAUAAUCAUCCUUCAUCUAAUAGUCCUACAUCAGACAAGGCCGUAUCACCAACUGACAGCACAACGGAAAUAACAUCAUCAGUUCACAAAGACGUUCCUUCCACGCUGAGGGACGCACCAUCACCAACAACUCCAUCUAUUAAAAGGGCCUCUUUAGUCAGUAAUCUGUCUCUUGAAAGGAAAAUGUCUCUCAGAAAGGCUGGUCUGGAUAAAUACACUCUAAGUAGUGAUGUCCAUUCAGAGACAAGCCCAUUAUCUGCUCCCAUCAGCACUGUGGGUGAUGAUGUGCUGCCAAAUGGCAUCUGUUUAACCGGGACUCAACAAUCAAUCAAAGCAGCACCAGAAGAGACGCAGCAAUCAUUCUCAGAUCCAAUGGGCAGUCCAUCAUGCUGUACUUCUGUGUCCCCAGCAAGUUUAACAUCUGAAGACCGAGCGCCAUCACCCAGUAUUUUAUCAAGUGAGGGCUCAAUGCGAAAAAAUCUCCAAAUUAGAGACACAAAAACAUCAUCUUUAGUGCAAAAAGAGGCGUCAUCACCUAAAAGCGUGGUGAAAAAAGCAAAACUGCAAAGUAGUCCUUCUCCAGAGAGGAAAUUCCAAAUGAAGAAAUCCUCCUUAGAACUUCCAAGUAACCCUCCAAAAUCAUUGUCACAACAUAUCCGUCCUUCAGUUAAAAAUGCAUCUCCAAAUAGUGGGAUACAAAAACAUGCAGACCCAAAUGCUGGCACUCCCACCGAAAGAAAGCAGAAGCUUUACAAACCAAAACUGCAAAAAAGAUCCUCUCCAUAUUCUCAGUCUCUGGACAUGGUGUCACCACCUGGCAAAAACAAAUCAAGCAGGAAGUUGUUCUCCAGAAAUCUCUCCUCAGAUACUCCAUUAGAGCCUACAAACAGGACACAAAAGAAAACAUCCCAAAGGAAAAGUCACCAAACACCGCAGUUGGUAAAAUCAGAACCUGAACUGGACAAAACACCAACCGGUGGUGCUGUUUUAUCACCAGCAGCAGAUAAGAGAGAUGAAAAUAAGGCAGAUCGAGAGAAAUCCUUGACGGACGUGCAAAUAACACCACAGCCAUUAAACACCACAGACCAGCCGAUCAUGAAACCAGUUCUCGAGAAGAUUUGCUUCUCAAUCAAGUCAAUCAGACAAAUAACCCAGAACAAACGCCCGUCAUGUCUGGAGAAGUCCAACAGCUUGCCUGACUUCUCCUCUCAUGUGGCGUCUACGUUUGGCUCCUCAUCUAAAGCUCUUCUUGCUUUCCUGUCUGUCAUGACUCUAAAGGAAGGCAUAACUAACCUAAAUAUGGAUGAGCUGAAUGCAAACAAUGUCAGCUGUGCAGAAGCUUUAAAAAUGAUCGACUCUCUCAGAGAAAUUGCCAGCAUUGAAGAUUCACACAAACUGCACACUAGUUUGUCAAAUCUGCAACAUUCAGCGUCGAAACAGCUCCUGCAGAGUUGGAAGGGCUUUCAGGAACUCAGCGACAAAUGCCAAAGUCGUAGCUCGACGCCGGAGAGCUUAGAACUUAUAACCGAGGAUGGUCCAGAGCAAGACUGCGGCAGUGAAGAAAGUGUUAUCAAUGGGAUCAUGGAUAGCCUUGACAUACCUGUGGAGCUUAAGAAGGAACUGGCUUCUUUUAGAGUCGGAUCAAAGAGUGACAAUGAAGAAAAUAUUAUUCAAAGAGCGGAGAUGUCAACGAAUGACAACACAAACCAUUUUCCCAACGAAGAUUGUGUUAAUGUUACUCAGGAACACGAAGCUAAUGUUUAUGUGAGAUCCAUCAUUAAAAAAUUCACAGACAUUAACCAGACAAAACAACCUGGAAUGGACAAAACUCACUUGAUAACGGAGACAGCAAAACACAAACCAACCAACCAGGCAUCUAAAGACAACAACAGUCAACAUGGGCAGAAUGGUGAGACCAAAUAUCCACCAGCUGAACCCAAUUAUCAACAGAUUUCUGAAGAAAGGCAGCUUCACAGUGCAGCACUGUUUGUACAAGAGAACGGGUUGGACUGGCAGUCAUGUAGGGAUGCGGUCCAUCAAGAACAUGAGGAAGAGAAUGAAGGCAACUCAACUGAAGACAGGGCAAAUUUUGAAAAAGAGCCCGAGGAACAAGAUGUAGAAUCUAGGCAGCUACAGACAGAAAGCGAGGAAAGCAUGAGUAUCCCCGAGAAUGAGUCAGAGCAUGAUGAUAAAUCAGGUUCAGAAGAGGAACGACAAGACAUACCAAGUGCCAAUAAAGUUUUAGCACAAAAAGACAGCUGUGAGCAAACUGUGUCCGGUUCAGAGGCAGGUGAGCAGCAGAGUUCAGAAGAGGGAGAGCCAGAAGUUGCAUGUGAGGAGAUAAACCAGGACAAUAAUGAAAUCGAAGACUUGUCCAACCCUGAAAGUCACUCUGACAAGGAAGAGAACAAGCAAUCGAGUUCCAACUAUGUGGAACUGAAUGCAAGAGAGACAGAAAGCAGUCCUGAGAGUGAAAAUCAGUCAGAGGAAGAGCAAUCAGAGGUUGAAUGUAAGGAGCUGAGCAACAAAGAUGACUCAUCUAAACCUGCAUGUCUGUCCGGCUCAGAGAAAGAACAGCAGAAUCAAACAUGCAGCAUGGGAUUGAAUGUCAGCGUUGAGGAAAGCACAGGAAACUCAGAUGUGGAUGAGUCAUAUUCAGAGGAAGAGCAGCCUGAGGUUGAAUUUAAGGAGCUGCAGGUUAUUGUUGAAGAAAGUCUGUCUGGCAUUGAGGAUGAGGAGGAUGAUGAUAUAGUCCACCUUCAUAAUCCUCCAAAGGAUGGGGUGCAAACAAAAACAUUCGGAGGGUUAAAUGCUUUGAUAGAAGAGCCAGAGGAAGACAAAGAUAGCUCAGAAGAUGAGAACCUUCACAGUGAUCAAACACAAACUUGUGACAAGAAUACUGUCGGCAGAGCGCUGAGCAAUGUGAUAGAAAACCAGGAUUUAUAUACAAAAAAUGACAGCAGCAGCUUGAUAAAGCCUGACAGUUUAGGAAAACAUAGAUUCGGUGCAGAUGAUGAUAGUGGGAAUGACCACAGCAGCUGUGAAGAUCAUGUAGAAGAAGAGCAUCCAAAGGUCAACGAAGAACACAUCAGCAGCUCAAUGGAAGAAGAAUUAAGCUACUAUGAUAAAGAGUCCAGCUCAGAGGAAGAACAAGUCAACAUGGAGAGCUACAUAGAAGAAAGCUGUAUACAGUAUCACAAAGCCCCUGCAUUGGAGACACAACCUGAAGUUACAAAAUGUGAAAAGGCUAUGGAAAAGCUCAAGCAUCCCUCUGAAGAAGUAAUAUCCCAAUCUGUCGCAGAGAGAAUAAGUCUUCUAGAAAAGCAUGUGGCAGAUGCUCAGAAACGAAAAGAUACGACAGAAAAUUCUCCCAUCAGACGUUUCUCACAAAGAAACGUCCCCGCUGAGUCAGACGAAGAGGAUUCGCCCUCCGAUUCGCCCACAUCUCAGCUCACACUCUUCACCCGAUCGGCUCCUCAGUCGUCACUUUCUUUCAGCUACGACUCCAGUGGUGUUAUAACCACGGAGCCUGAAGGUAACAGGGUCAGAUGCAUCAGGGAAAUGUUCUUGGCAAAGAGCACCACAGACAUCCAGGAAAGACGAUUCCCGAGCCAACAGGAGUUAAGAGCCGAGACGUCAGUGAGCGGCGGCUAUCAGUCUCAGACUUCAAGUGAGCUGUCCAGUGGUGAAGAUGAUUCGGUACGGAAAUCCAUCACUAAGGGCUUCGUGAGGAGAACAAUCGAAAGACUUUAUGGAAGGAAAGAUGCUCAACCCGAUGAGGAGUCAGGUGAAAGGCCCACGCCCGAGCCGAAGCAGAAAAGAAAAGAACAUUCGAGCAUUUUCUCUCCCUUUCACACAGCUCGGGCGAAAGCAAUGUCCGAAUUAUCUUACUUUAACUCCACGAAUGCACUGGACACCUUGAGUGAAGCGACAAGAUGCAUUGCUUUCAACGCACAAGUCGGGCCUGGAGACGGCGUUCCUCUGGAUGACGGACAAUGGCUCCUCAGAGAGAACACGCUGAUCAGGAAGUCAGUUUCAGAUCCAGUCGGAAUUAACAAAACCUUCACAAACACUCCUAAAGACGACGACAUAUGUAAGGACACACAGGAGAACACUCCAUAUUCUCUCUUCAGCACAAAGCCUGAACUGGAAGAAAAAACCAAGCCAAUAACUAGGAAGUGCACCUACUUUUCUUUACCUCAUGCUAGUGCUAGCGAGUCCGACGCAUGUCAGGAUGACGUUAGCAUGGUGAGCAAGAGCAGCCCAAAUGGCAGCGACGGCGUCAUCGAGGCGAAGGACAACUCUGAGGACAGCAAAUCAUGCACAGAGAGGAACGGCAUGCUGCCUGGUGUUGGUGAUUUUAAGAUAAAGGACAACAAAGUUCACCCGCUGACCGAGCCUCCACCCGAUGGAGAGGUUGUGGUGGUACAGCCGGGGAAAGGUUAUGGCGUUGUUAAUCGGAGGUACCAGGAGCCUGAUAUGUUGGACAUUCUGUAUAAUUUUUGUGGUGAACAUUGCCCCAUCUUAUGAAGGCUUUCAUUUUACUGAAAUCAUCAAAAACACAGGUUUAAGGACUUUUUUUUUUCAUCUAAAUUCUGUUGGGCUACAGUUGAAUAUAUUCUCUUUGGUGCCUACAUUUUGACGUUGCCAUAGUCUUGGCAUGACACACUAACAUAUGUCAACUCACUUGAGCUAACUGUUGAAUGUGUCGCAGAUGCACAAGCCAACGGGUUAACCCUUAUUCACCCUCCACGUGUUCAUAAAGAGAUAUCAUUUGUCAGUUUUAUGCCCCGUGUUUGGUGUAAAGAUCGACCAUGCACACUCCAGAGCAGCUCUUCUCCUCUUACAGGUUGCCUGUCAACAAAACAAGUAGCCAGAGCUUUACUGUAAUCUCAUCUUAAAACUCCUUAAACAGAUCAAGUCCCCGCAGAUGUCGCUGAGUGAACGGGUCAGUUUGUUGUUUGACUUCACGUCACAAUGGUGCUGUUUGUUUUCUAAAACAGUCAAAAAGCAGCUCAGUGUCAAACAGGUUGUCUGCAGAUGGUAGAAGGUAAUACUAAUGUUGUAUAUCGGUUGUCUAUGGUGUAAAUAAGACAUUUUUUUCAUUUUCACAAAGUAAUCAUAGUUAAUAAAAAUUGAUCUUUAUCAUUAGGAUAAUCUGUUUAAUGGUUUACAAUGUGGCAGCUGUGACAUUUUUGUCUUUUUAAAUUGAUGUGUAAGAAUAAAAGUGUGUGUUUGCAAA